AUUUUCAUCCAAACUUUCAAGUUGGCUAAUAUUCAAACCAAAUUAAGCUACAACACAAAAUCAAUAGGCUAGCAACAUGUCUGACCAAGAACGCAUGGACACUCGAAACGCUGUGGUGUUGCUGCAAGAAGAUCCUGGAGAAGUUGUGAUCCCAAAUCCCCAUGAGCCGAGCACAAGUCAAGCAGUGAAAGAAGAGGGCUUAAGGAAAAGUACAAGACCCAGAAAGCUCACUGAGAAAGGCCAAGCGUUUCAUGAGAAAAUGGUGAGCAAGCUUCAAGCUCGAUUCAACGCCAAUUAUGAAAAAUGGAAAUCUACUGCCAAACAAGCAAAAAGAGCACUUGACGCAUCGGAUAUAGCAAGCUUGCAUGAUCACAUUGCUCGUAUACAAGAAACUUCUGGUGAAGUCAUGCAAGCAUAUGAAGAACUACGUAGUCAUGAAACUCCUGAUGGAAACACUCGCCGCAGAGUUGACACAUGUGAUGCAGUUUCUCAGAAGGUUUUCCAACAAGCACAAGAGAAUCUUGCAGCAGAAGAAGAUGAGUGAGAUCAAGAAAAGAGGUCAUUUCACUGGAGUGAAACUCGCUUAGCGUUUAUUUUAGCAUCGUUGCAAAGAUCCAAAAACUCAAGUAGUCGACGUUCAAGUCAGCUGUGUGCAAAAAGGCAAGACGCAGCAGCAGAAGUAGCUGCAGCUGAAGCCACUCUGUUGGUCUUAGAAGAAAUGGAACGUGGCAAAAGUGAACUCGAAAUGCUUGAGAAAGAAAUGGAACGAAAGAAGAGGGAUCUUGAACGCUUGGAAACGGUAAAGCAAAUGAAUGCUGCAAAAGCGCGACUGGAAGUGUAUGAACAAGAAGGCAACUCAGAUGAGGAAUUGUCAGAUCUUCUGCAUGGAAGGAGCACACCAAAAAAGCUACCAUCCAAGCCUAUAAGACAUUCUGAAGUGAAAAUUGAAUCUUCACAUUGCAAUCCAUAUGCACAACCAUUCAUACCAAAAGACACCACAAGAGGGCAACCUGCUAGCAAUAAAACACCAGAAGAUGGCAUAACAGCACUGGCUACAGCCUUGGCAGAGUCCAUCAACAUUAGCCGUCUACCGGUUCCAGAGCCCGCAGUUUUCAAUGGAGAUCCCAUCAAGUACAAGGAUUGGAAAAUGUCUUUUCAAUUACUGAUUGAAAGAAAGAACAUCCCAGUGGCUGAAAAGAUCUACUACCUCCGAAAGUAUGUUGGCGGUCCUGCGAGAAAGGCAGUUGAAAGCUACUUUCUGCUCGGAACAGAAAUGGCAUACCGUACAGCUUGGAACACUCUGGAAGAAAGAUAUGGUAGUCCAUUUGUAAUCGCCAAAGCUUUCAGAGAUAAGCUCUCAGCAUGGCCAAGAAUUGGAACCAAGGAUAAUGUGGAACUAAGAGCGUUCUCAGACUUUCUCAAAGGUUGCGAAGUGGCAAUGCUACAGAUAAAGAAUCUUCAAAUUCUAAAUGACUGCUAUGAGAACCAGAGAAUGCUCAGCAAGCUUCCUGAUUGGCUUACGGCAAGAUGGAAUCGUAAAGUAGUUGAGAUUGAAGAUCAGUGUGGUUCAUUUCCUACAUUCAGCCAUUUUGUCAACUUUGUAGAAAAGGAAGCCAGGAUCGCAUGCAACCCAGUGACAUCUCUAAGUGCUCUCAAGGCAAAUGAUUCAGAGAAAGAGAAAGCGAAAACUCCAAUGACUCGGAAUGUUGGAGCCAGAACAUUGACAUGCAGUACGGAGGAGAAAACCGAUACACUGAAGUGUGAAUUCUGUGAACGGUCAAAUCACAACAUUCUGACAUGUCGAAAGUUCAUAGAGAAGGAGAACGCUGCAAAGGUGCAAUUUGUAAAAGACAAGGGAUUGUGUUUUGGUUGUCUUAAAUCUGGACACAUCUCAAAGAAAUGCGAAAAGAGAAGUAUCUGCAACACAUGUAAGGGGAAACACCCAACAUGCUUACAUGAAGAACGAGACAAAGAGUCAAGAAAGAAUAAGGACAUCCAAAGGGAAACAAAGGGGACAAGUGAGUCAAAGGAAACCAAACAAACUAAGGAACCAAGUCAAGAAACACCAAAUGAGGCUAUCUCAAACAGUGUUAUCCAAAGUGACAAUACUGACCUCACAUCCACAAUUGUUCCAGUGUGGUUGUCCACAAAAAGUAAUCCAGAAAAAGAACUAUUGCUUUACGCUCUUUUAGACAGUCAGACUGACACAACAUUUGUUCUGCAAGAAAAGGCAGAUGUUUUGGACACAGACAAGAAAGAUGUGCAGUUAAAGCUCUCCACACUGUCAUCCAAAGACACAGUCGUUUCUAGUCAAAAGCUGACAGAUCUACAAGUCAGAAGCUGCUACUCGUCAAAGAGAAUCCCUCUUCCCAUGACAUAUACAAGAGAGUUUAUCCCUGCCAAUCUACGUCACAUUCCCACUCCGAACGCAGCAAGAGCAUGGUCUCACUUAGAGCACCUCGCUGAUGAGAUCGCCCCUCUAAUUGAAUGCGAUGUUGGUUUGCUAAUAGGUUACAACUGUUCACAAGCUCUGGUACCCAGAGAAGUCGUGUCAGGAAGAGACAAUGAGCCCUUUGCUCAGAAAACAGAUCUUGGCUGGACCAUAGUUGGAGGACUUGAUCCAUGUGUUGACUAUGGAGAUGCAAUUGGAUGCAGCCACAGGAUUGUUGUCAAGGAAGUGACACCCAAUUCACCAUCUGAUCAGUUGUUGAAGGAAGUGCACUACAUUUGUCGCACCCAAGUCAAAGAAGUGAUUACACCAUUGGAUGUGAUUAAAGUGCUUGAGUCUGAUUUCAACGAAAGAAAAGUGGAAGACUCUCAUUUCUCCCAAGAAGACUUGCGGUUCAUUUCAAUAAUGGAAAGAGUAGUGAAAAUGCAAGAAGAUGGUCAUUGUGAACUACCUUUGCCGUUCAAACAAGACAGACCAAACUUACCGAACAACAAAAAAUGUGCAGAACAUCGACUCAAGUGUCUGAAGAAAAGAUUCGAAAAAGACAAACAAUAUCACAAAGACUACACGAAGUUCAUGAAUGAAACAAUAGAGCACGGAGAUGCAGAAAAGGUGCCUCCUGAAGAACUGGACAAAGGUCCUGCCUGGUACAUUCCACAUCAUGGGGUGUACCACUCCCAAAAGCCCGAAAAAAUAAGAGUGGUCUUUGAUUGUUCGGCAAAGUAUGAAGGAGUCUCGUUGAAUGAUUACCUUUUGACCGGACCAGAAUUGACCAACACGCUGGUGGGGGUCUUGUGCAAAUUUCAGAAUGGCCUAGGAGCAAUCAAUUGCUCUCUUGUAUUCGCCAAGUCCAGAGUAGCACCGACCAAAGUCACUACAGUACCAAGGUUGGAGCUGUCUGCAGCAGUCGUUGCAGUGCGUACAAGUGACAUGCUCAAUGCAGAGUUGGAGCUGAAUGUUGAAGAAUUCUUCUGGACAGAUUCACAAGUCGUCUUGGGAUAUGUCAACAAUGAAGCGAGACACCUUCAUGUGUUUGUAGCGAACAGCAUCCAACAUAUCAGAGAGAAUACCAUCCCCACACAGUGGAAGUAUGUUGCAUCGGAGGACAAUCCUGCAGACCAUGCAUUGCGUGGACUCAAGGCCAAAGAUCUCAUCACCUCAAACUGGUUCAGUGGGCCAAGUCUUCUAUGGCAAGAAGAGCUACCCAGUGGAGAGUGCAAGGUGGGAGAACUUGACGCAAGAGACUCAGAAGUACGCAAAGCUGUCAUACACCGCACACUCAAGGUGGUUUCUCUGGAAGAACGUUUUGAGAAGUUCUUCAGCUGGUCGAGAUUUGUCGAAGCUAUUGCAAGGCUCACCAGAUUUGUGAAGGAAGACCUCUACCUACGCAAGAGAUGGCGUAGAGUGCAAUAUCUCGCCAAUGAGUUCUGGCGCAGAUGGAGAAAGGAAUACUUGUUGAACCUACAGCAAAGACAGAAAUGGCAGAAGACAAGAAGGAAUGCCAAAGUCAAUGAUAAAGUGCUCAUACAAGAUGACACAGCACCCAGAAACGAUUGGAAACUCGCUAAGGUCACUGCAGUGUAUCCAAAUGAAGAUGGAUGUGUGCGCAAAGUGCAGCUUCUAAUCAGUGACUCUACAUUAGAUGACCAUGGCACACGACUCAACAAGCAGACACACUUGGACAGACCUAUCCACAAGACAGUUACACUGUUGGAAGCAGAAUAGACCCACACUAGUCUGAAAAGGGAAAACACAUUAGAUUUGGUGGGAGUGUAGCUGCUGAUAGAAGCACAUUGUAUAUAUGUUAUAUAAUUUCAUAGUUGGUUAGAGUAAAUAAAUACAAUGUAUAAAUAUAAGUUAAUAUUUACAUUUAAUGUGAUUACAAAUGUAUUUUCUUUGGUAAUUUCAUGCAAGUAUAAGUUAACUUUAUUUUUGUUACAAAACUCAUGUAAAUUGGAGAGGAACAUAUUUUUUGUUCCGGUUUGGUCACAUUGUUGGGGGGACAAUUAAUAUGUGACAGCAAAUGGAAGAGGUUAAUGGAGUCUCGGCUUGGAAAGAAACUUUAUUCCCCCUGAGUUUGUGAGGCCAAUGAGUUCUGACGGCAUUAUUUUGGCAUUGUGUUGGCAUCGUUGUGACGAGGAGAAGGCGUGGCUGAAAAUAAAUGUCUGUUUGAGAAAAACGAACAACUUGAGCCUUGAUUAAGACCUCGGAGGGAGUAACAGAUAUUGUUGCUGCUUCUUAGUAUUUCAAAUAUUUCUUUGGCCUGAAUUAGGAAUUUUCAAGCAAACCAAACGUCUCAAUUAACUAAAACUCUCAAUACUACCGUAGUAUUGACCACUAGAUGAGACCCAACUAAUCAGAGCACGCUGUUCAGUAUCGUUGCCACUGAUUGGCUCAGCCUCAGGCAGCAUUAGUCUAUUGGAUUUUUUAAAUAAUUGUAACUUUAUUGUAUUCAACUGUCAAAUCACAGCUGUAAACCUACAUCAUAUAAUUGUAACUUUACUAUAUCCAUCCAUUUUCUACCGCUUAUCCCUUUUGGGGUCGCAAGGGUUGCUGGAGCCUAUCUCAGCUGCAUUCGGGCAGAAGGUGAGGUACACCCUGGACAAGUCACCACCUCAUCACAGAUAGACAACAUUCACACACUAGGGACCAUUUAGUGUUGCCAAUCAACCUAUCCCCAGGUGCAUGUCUUUGGAGGUGGGAGGGGCCUAUCCCCAGGUGCAUGUCUUUGGAAGUGGGAGGAAGCCGGAGUACCCGGAGGGAACCCACGCAGUCACGGGGAGAACAUGCAAACUCCAACAGAAAGAUCCAGAGCCCGGGAUUGAACUCAGGACCUUCGUAUUGUGAGGCGCAUGCACUAACCCCUGUGCCACUGUGCUACCAACACACAUUAUUAAAAUGGGGGACUUUAAUAUCCAUAUGAAUACCCCAUCGGACCCUCAGUGCGUGGCGCUCCAGACUAUAAUUGAUAGCUGUGGUCUUACACAAAUAAUAAAUGAACCUACGCAUCGCAACGGUAAUACGAUAGAUCUAGUGCUGGUCAGGGGUGUCACCACCUCCAAAGUUAUGGUACUCCCGUGUACUAAAGUAAUGUCCGAUUAUUACCUUAUAAAAUUCGAAGUUCUGACUCAUUGUCAACAAACUAAUAAUAAUAAUAACUGCUAUAGCAGCCGCAACAUUAAUGCUGCCACAACAAUGACUCUUGCUGACCUACUGCCUUCGGUAAUGGCACCAUUCCCAAAUUAUGUCGGCUCUAUUGAUAACCUAACUAACAACUUUGACAAUGCCCUCCGCAAAACCAUUGAUAGCAUAGCACCGCUAAAACAAAAAAAGGGCCCCUAAAAGGCGCACCCCAUGUUUUACAGAAGAAACCAGAGCUCAUAAAUGAUCAUGUAGAAAGUUGGAACGCAAAUGGCGCACGACCAAGCUUGAGGUUUCCCAUCAAGCAUGGAGUGAUAGUUUAAUAUCGUAUAAACGCAUGCUUACCUUAGCUAAAGCUAAAUAUUACUCAAAUCUCAUCCGCCUCAACAAAAACGACCCUAAAUUUUUGUUUAGUACAGGAGCAUCGCUAACCCAACAAGGGACUCCUCCCAAUAGCUCCACCCACUCGGCAGAUGACUUUAUGAAUGGGGUGGACCGCUCGCCUGUGCAUUGGCUGGGAACAUCUCUGCGCUGCUGACCCGUCUCCGCUCGGGAUGGUGUCCUGCUGGCCCCACUAUGGACUGGACUCUUACUAUUACGUUGAAUCCACUAUGGACUGGACUCUCACAAUAUUAUGUCAGACCCACUCGACCACCAUUGCUUUCGGUCUCCCCUAGAGGGGGGGGGGGGUUACCCACAUAUGCGGUCCUCUCCAAGGUUUCUCAUAGUCAUUCACAUCGACGUCCCACUGGGGUGAGUUUUUCCUUGCCCUUAUGUGGGCUUUGUACCGAGGAUGUCGUUGUGGCUUGUGCAGCCCUUUGAGACACUUGUGAUUUAGGGCUAUAUAAAUAAACAUUGAUUGAUUGAUUGAUUGAUUGAUUAUUAUAAUCAACUGUCAAAUCACAGCUGUAAACUUACAUCAUAUAAUUGUAACUUUAUUAUAAUUAACUGUAAAAUCAGCUAAGUGUAGAAUCACAACUUUGAAGUUACAGUAAAUUACUGUAAAGGUUUUAUUGCACUAAAAUAAUAUUGUGAAAGUGAUGCAAUUAUAGUCUGGUAAUUUACUGUGAAUAUAAAAGGACCGUUUUUUACAGCGUAUGAUUUGAAAAUGUUAGACGCAGAAAAAGCUAAUCUUAAAUGACCUUUCUUCAUUUUGGGGGAUUUAUUUGAGUAACUCUUAAUUAUCUAUAAAAACAAUAUACUAACUGAAACUAAUUUCUCCACACUAGUCUAAAAAACUAGUUUAUGUUACUAACUUUGCGUCCUUGCUCUAUAAAAGACUUCGAAGAUGAUAAUUAUUCUUAUUUUUGUUACGCCUCUCACUCUGCUGCGCACACCUGGGGGACACGCCCACGGGCAUUCCUCUCCGGCUGUGGUCUGCAAUCAACACACCUGAGAUUGAUGAGAGACCUGCCUUCACAAGCCAGCGCGUCUUGCGUUCCAGUGCCAGAACGUAGCUACUU
Nerophis lumbriciformis (worm pipefish) is the source of this 7053-nucleotide messenger RNA. The record is from RefSeq and is a predicted model, not a curated record. NCBI's taxonomy places the organism in Eukaryota, Metazoa, Chordata, Actinopteri, Syngnathiformes, Syngnathidae.